AUUCGCCUCCCUGCUACAGUGUCGUCUUCAAGCUUGGACAGAGCCCGUGCAGCCACCGAGCCGUGUGUGCCGCUGCCGAUUCCUCCGCCCGAUUCGCCCGUUCCUCUCGUCCGUUUCUUGAAUUAGUUGAGGGGAAAUAUUCCUCCUAUCUUCCUCUUCCUUUUGCCCCAAGGAAUCAUAUUUUAUCCCUUUGAAUUCGACGCGAGGUUGGAUUCGUUUUUGAGUUUAUCUCUCCACCAAACCCUAGGUUUUCUCGGCGCGAUUCCUUGCGUUCCAAGCCCGAUCUCUCUCUCCCGUGGCUAUAAAUGAACCCCCAGCUCUCCUCUUUCGUUUCCAACCUCUAGCUCGAGCUCCCGUGCCCUAGCCGCCUCUCUCCGCGAGCGCCUUCUCUCUCCGUCGCCGGUAGCCGCUCCAGCCGCUCUGUUCGUCGUCGUCCAUCGUCGUAUUCGGUCGCCGCUGCGGCCUUUGGGUUCGAAAAAAGGAGAAGAAGACCGGCCUCCACCUCCGCGAAGCCGAAAGCCAUCGGAGCACCGUCGUCACCGUGAAGCCGAUCUAUUAUAUCUUCAGCCGAGCCGCAACGCCGUUGCCGUCUUCGCUGGUCCUGGCCGAAGCCUCCAUUGGCAUCGUAGAAGCAAGGAGAAGCCCGUCCACCCCUCUGUUGCUGCUGCUCGUCGCCGGAACGCCGCUGUCAUCGUCGACCAGUAACUCGUCGCCCUUCGGAGUUCGUCGCCGGCCGUCUCCCGUCGUCGUUCGUCGUCGUGCCGCCCCUCACUUGUCGUUUCCGUCGUUGCGAAGGUUCAUGAGUGCGUCGGAAGAGAUUCAGAAGACUAAUUGAAGACCGAUUAUUGCAAGGUCUGAGCGGCGCAACCGUGGAACACCGUGUUGCCCAGGUGAUGAUUAGCGGAAUAGCGGUCCCACGAUGGCAAGCAACGUCCCCACCCCUCUUUGCGAGAGGGAGGCGGCUGAGCGUGAAGCCGCGAUCAACGCUCUCCCCUUGACUGACGUCAUCGGGCCGCUCGUGGACCAUCAAACGGUGGCUUUGUUGAAGGAGGACGUUGCCCGGGAGGCGUCCGAUGCGGCUGUUGCCACUGCUGCUGCAACGACCAGCGGCGGCAAGGUUCCGAAGACGGGGAGGAAAUUUUCCUCCGUGCUCGGCAACCACCGGAAGAUGCCCACUCCAUCGAUUCCGAGGGAAUUGUUGAGUCGAUUGAGGAGCAGGGAUAGCAAGACUGCGAUCAAGUGGAUAGCAAUGAAGUCGAAGAGGAUCCCUAUGCUUAUCUUCAGGAGGAUGCGGAAGAUGGCGGCGCUUAGUAGGUCUUAGUUACGGUCGUUGCCUGUGGCAAUGGUGUCGCCGCUGCCUUGUCUCCGCUGCUUAUCUAUUUUCUACUUUUGGAUGUAUUCCGGACCAUUUGGUCCUAUGUUCUAAGACUGCCUGCGGGCCUAUGAUGUAAUAAUUCGCGCUAGACAAUCUUUGUAUGCGCACUUGAUAUUUCAGCAAUGUAAUCGUGAGUACCAGACUACUUGAUCCAGGGAAAUGGUACUAUUAACACGAGUGAUUCCUGUUAUAAAAA
Molecule: messenger RNA, 1571 nt
Organism: Oryza sativa Japonica Group (Japanese rice)
Lineage: Eukaryota; Viridiplantae; Streptophyta; Magnoliopsida; Poales; Poaceae
Source: RefSeq, a predicted model, not a curated record